UUGUAUACUCCUGAAGUUUUUAAGCAGUGAGGCCCAGUCACUGAAAAAAAUAAUUCCUUUUCAUACCCUCUGAGCUUCUUCAGUGCUCCCCGUUCCCUCCCAAUCUUCGAAACAAAAUUCCCAUGUUUUUUCCUCCCUUUAUUUCCUAAAAAAUUCUCCAUCAAAUCUUUCCCAAUAUUAGAAAAAGAUCCUUUUCUUUCUUAUCCUAACCCAAAAUUACUCCUAAACUUUCUCCCUAAUAUCAAUCAAAAUCCCUUUUGUUACUCGUUAACCACCAUUAAACUCUAUCCAAAAACAAUGAAACCAGAAAAGGAAAACAAAUCCAUCAACGCUCCCUCUAAAAACCCAUUUCCUAUUUUGGGCAACUUCCCAUUCUCAACUGCCGUUAUCGUAGCCUCUCUCGCUGUUUAUUUUGUGACGUCAUCUCUGUACAAGGAAUCCUGGGUGAUCGAAGAGAAGGUAAAAGAUUGCAUCUUUUGGAAAAAGGAGAGAGUUUUGAAGGAGACUGGAGAGGUUACGAUGGUGGUGGAGCAGGUUAAGGGGUUGCAGGUUGCGGCACAGGAUAUCAGCGUUGGCUCCAGUAGCGGGUCCAAACCUGUUUCCAAGGACUCUGUUGUUAAUCUCGAUCAUGGUGACCCGACCAUGUUUGAGUCAUUUUGGCGAACAAUGGGAGAACAGGGAACAAUAGUGAUCCCAGGGUGGCAGAGGAUGAGCUAUUUUUCAGAUGUGACCAACGUCUGCUGGUUUCUUGAGCCUGAUUUUGCUCAUGAAAUCCGUCGUCUCCACAAGUUGGUUGGCAAUGCAGCUGCUGAGGAUCGGCAUAUCGUCGUUGGAACAGGAUCUACACAAUUGUUUCAGGCUGCUCUUUAUGCACUCUCUCCCUCUGACGCAACAAUGCCCAUAAGUGUUGUCUCUGCUGUUCCAUAUUACUCGUCUUAUCCAGCAGUGACCGACUAUCUCCGGUCAGGGCUUUUCCAGUGGGCUGGUGAUGCCUCUACUUUUACAGGCGAUUCAUAUAUUGAGAUCAUCUGUUCUCCAAACAACCCGGAUGGCUUCAUAAAACAUCCUGUAUUGAACUCCAGGAAUGGCAAGAUGGUUCAUGAUCUUGCGUACUAUUGGCCUAUGUUGUUCACAGUUUCAAAGAGCACUGGCCAUGCUGGGACUCGGCUAGGAUGGGCAAUUGUGAAGGACCGUGAAGUAGCAAAGAAGAUGACCAAAUUCAUCGAGCUGAACACAAUCGGGGUAUCAAAGGACUCACAGGUUCGAGCUGCAAAGAUACUGAAAGUGGUAUCUGAUGGCUAUGAGCUCCUGGUUCCCGACCCUUCAGCGAGGCUAUUCGACUUUGGGAGGAUAAUUCUUCAGGAUCGAUGGGAGAGGCUGAGGGAGGUUGCAAAUAUGACAAAAAUGUUCAGCUUGCCUGAGUACCCGUCUGACAACUGCAACUUUGCUGGAAAGUUGACUUCUGCAAAUCCUGCUUUUGCCUGGUUGAAAUGUGAGAAGGAAGGGAUUGAAGACUGUGAGAGCUUUCUGAGGAAUUACAAGAUCAUAACUCGAAGUGGUAGGCAUUUCGGAGUGGAAGCCACGUAUGUGAGAGUCAGCAUGUUGGAUCGUAGCGAAACAUUUGAUCUUUUUAUCGAGCGAUUAUCUUCACUCCAGUGAGAGCAAUUCUUUUAUCCAUCAGUUUUUCUAAUGUGAUUAUAGAGCAGGGGUACAGAGCAGUGAGAGUGAGUUCUUUUUAUCCUUUUACUUAGGAGUUCUUUUUUGUUAUUUUUCGGUCACCUUGAUUAGGUGACGAUAUCUUGCUAUCCUUUUCAAUACUUAUAGUGCAUAUUUUCAUGUGUACAUGAGUUGAGUACUUUUUCUGUGUAUAUUAGCCCUUGCUUUCAGUUCGUAUUAAUAUUAUU
Messenger RNA from Asparagus officinalis (garden asparagus), 1904 nucleotides. Its product is annotated as tryptophan aminotransferase-related protein 2-like. The record is from RefSeq and is a predicted model, not a curated record. Gene Ontology annotation, biological process: amino acid metabolic process. Lineage: Eukaryota; Viridiplantae; Streptophyta; Magnoliopsida; Asparagales; Asparagaceae. Gene Ontology annotation, molecular function: carbon-sulfur lyase activity; transaminase activity.